AUGUUUGGUCCAAAUAGUGCGAACGGUGGCUCCUCACUGUUUGGCGGAGGUGUGAAUACUUCCACACCGACUUCCAAGGUGGCCUCUUCUGAAAAUACGUUUCAACCCAGACAAAAGUCGUCAUCGGGAGGACUAUUUGGUUCUGUCAGUGGUGUCGCUAACGGGGUAUCAACACCGAGCCCCUCUGGAGGACUCUUUGGCAGCAGUCAAACUAAUAACGCACAACCUUCAGCAAACACGUUCGGAGCGAAAAAUCCAACAAAUUCUACUUCCGGGGGUCUAUUUGCAAACAAUUCAGCGGGGAACAAUUUAGGUCAACCAUCUGGAGGACUCUUUGGCUCCACCAGCGCUUCUAAAAAUCCAGUAGGUGGUGUUGGUGGUCUAUUUAGCCAGACAAACGACAAUGGAAAUAGUUUGAACAGUGGUGGAAACACUCUUUUUGGCUCGUCUGCGAAGAAUGCCUCCAACACGGGAGGUUUGUUUGGAAGCACAACCGCAAAUGGAACCGCGAGCUCUGGUCUUUUUUCAAACAAACCAUCAAGUGGUGGAGGAUUCGGAAUCGGCAACGCUGGAACAACUGCAAGUGCAGGCUCACUUUUUUCCUCUUCGUCCUCACAGCAAAGUCAAAAUGCUAGCUCUCUGUCGGCCAAUCCCUAUGGCCUUCAGUUGAACAGUCUCACAGGAAGUAGCAUGGCACCUAUGCCAGAAUCCAUUACUUCCAAUAUUUACAAAAAAGAUCUACCCUCAGAAAAGAAGAAUGGCGCAGAAAAACCUCAGGGCUCUAAUAUCUCUUCUCCCAACAACUCCUUGUCUUUCUCAAAUUUGAAAAGCAGCACUACUUUGAUAGGCAAACUGAGCUCUACUUUGAAGAGUGCAAGGAGAGCACAACCCACUCAAGGGCUUUUUUCACCAGCUAGGAAGUCCAUUCUUCGGCAGGAACUCAGUCAUCGCUCAGGAGACGACAUCAAAUCUACCGAGUCACAACCAUUUCUAAACUCAACCGACGCCGGAUCUCAGAACACCGCAAAAGGCUCUAAUCUGCGUAAACUUAAAAUUGAUACAAAUAGAAGUGCCUCCAAAAAACUCAAACUGUUGAAUGGGUCAAGCAAACCUACAUCCAUGAAGGUUCUGGCCGAAAGAAAACCAAUUCUAGGGAAAGAAGCACAUGAAGCUGAGACUGGGGAUAUACAGCUUGAAAAAGCAACAACGGAAAUCAAUGUUGAAAAUGAUUCGAUGAAAGGAAGUCACUCGCUAGGAGGAAGCUACUGGUGCUCGCCUUCUAUCGAUCAAUUGGUUCAACUUCCCAUCAAACAACUCUGUAGUGUUCCCGACUUCGUCAUCGGACGACAUGGCUUUGGUUCUAUAUCUUUUGAGAAUGAUGUUGAUCUAAGCUCUCUCGUCGAUGAUUUGGAACAUAACUUGUUUGGAGAAAUCGUGAGGUUUCACAACAAUAAAACCGUUGAAGUAUAUCCAGAUAGCGCGUCGAAACCUUCGUUUGGUUAUGGGCUAAACGUGCCAGCAACAAUUACAUUGGAAAAAGUCUAUGCAUUGGGACAAGGCACUAAGGUUCCUAUCACAGAUUAUAAUGCCAAAGAGGUUCAGCUUUUGAUAAAGAGGCUCAAAAUGCAGAAGGGUAUGGCCUUCAUUUCGUACAAUCCAUCUGGGGGCCUUUGGACUUUCAAAGUACAGCACUUCAGCAUAUGGGGAUUAGUUGAUGAAGCGGAGAAGAGCGAUAGUUAUGAUCGCUCAACCGAUAUGAAUGAUCGCAAAGUUGCCUAUCCUAGAAAUAGGGCCAUACCAAGAGUUCUAUCAAAAAAUUCUGACCCACACAAUAUCGAGAUUCGCUCAAUUGCAGCGGGAGCAAGUUAUGGAGCAUCAAAAAACAUUCUCAGUGCGCUUGACUCGCAAGAUGUACCAAUGCUGAAUAUCUUAGAUGAGAAACAGUAUGAGCCCUCUGAUGUCAACGAAGACGAUUUUUUUCAUUUGGAAGCGCAUACAAAGCUGUCUGUUUCAGAUGAUUGGGAAGUGCAGCUAAAGCUUGCUGGCGCAAAUACCGGCUCAGUUUUUGCGUCGACCAAAGUGCCGCGUAAUAAUUUAUUAUUCCCAUCACUGGAGGCAGAUUUGAAAAUGCGCAAAGACAUCAAAAGAAAACUGCGCAUUCUUGGACCAGUUCCCUUUGUGAGAUUUUCAGCCAACUCGAAGAUUUUGUUCAGCUCCCCCAAAAGUACCGAUGGCCUUAAACUCGUUCCCGUAAUAAGUCGUGAUGAAAAUCUUCAUCAGAAAACCCGUCAAACUCUCAUGGCUUGUAUGUCUCGGGCUAGUAUUGACACGCGCAAACAGAAUGGGUAUCCUUUUGUAUCACAAUGGUCCGUGACUGUUGAAGAAAUUGGACAUCUGAUUAGUGCUGGAAACGAUGCAACGCCUUGGACUCUUCUUUCUGUUCUCUUCGAUGAAGAAGAAUCUGUUUCGAAGAAUGUGGAUAAGGAGUCACGCGAGCAGACGAGAUACAAAAAACUCUGUGGCUGGGCGGCUCAGCAAAUCCUGUCAAAUCACAAACUGAGCGCUACUGAGGAUGCGAACACGAGUCUGUUUCAUAGUUUAGUUGUCGGCGAUGUGAUAGGAGCCGCCAAGUUGGCAAUCAAAACGAGAAACGCACAUCUUGCCGCUUUGAUCAGUCUCUUAACUGUGCCGAAUGGAAAUGUAAAGUUCUUAGCUCGGGAACAGUUAAGGCUUUGGAACUCGCUCAACAGAACGGUCGAACCUUACAUCAUCAAAAUAUAUCAUCUUUUAGCGGGUGAUCUUUUGGAGGCGGAAGGACUAGUUACAAUGUCGAGAGAGCAUACUUGGCUAGAGUGCUUCUCCAUUUAUCUUUUGUAUGGGGAUUUCAAAACCUUAUCGCUGAAGGAGAUUGUCACAAAGUUUGUGCGGAAGCCUUUCAGUGGAAACAGAUCAAAAUCUGAAGAGGUCAUCUUUCGCAUUCUCAAAUUCUAUGGUACCGAGGAAAGGAACGAGAAAAUCUUGGAAAGUGCCCAGAUUUCGCAAGAUACGCGAGAAGCUUGGUUUAUCAUGCAAAUUCUUCGCUUCAAACAAAUUUGCCAACUCUCUGAUAAAAAGAUGGAUAGAAUCACCCAAAGUUUCGUGGAAGAGCUUGUGGCCAAGGGCUUUCUCUCUGAAGCUUUGUUUUGCUUACUUUUCACACACAACAACGAUGUUGCUAAAAGAGAAAUUGAUGUAUUAAUAUCAAGAAAUGUUCAGUUCUUCUCUCAGCAAUCCUCGCAAAAGCUUCUAGAGUCAUUGCAAAUACCACGUCCGGUUCUUUUCAAUGGUCUGGCCCUUUUUGCCAAGUAUAAUGGUGAUUUCUUCGCGGAAGCGGAAAAUCUUCUAGAAGGUGGACUUAUCGAAACUGCCGCAAAAUGCAUUUCAUUGAAGGUCGGCCCUGAGCUGGUGCUGCAAGGAUGUCAAAACAAAAAAAGGCUAGAAAAAUUGAAAGACCUAUCGCAAAAGGUGCUCAGGCAGCGCACAACAACCUUACAAAAUUAUCUUAAUCUAUUUUUGAACUACACACAGUUCAUUUUGGAAGACAAUAUUGAAUUAAAACAAAUUGAGAAAAUUAUUCAGACACUGCCCGCUUAUUACACCGAUUGCGGUCAUUCAGAAAUGGUAUCGAUUUGCUGUUCUUUGAUGUCCAGCGAUAUAGCAUUGGCCUACCUAGACAGGUAUGCGGGUACGACAAGUGUUGCAGAUAUUAGCGAAAAGCUACUGACAUUGCCGAUGGGCGAACCUGAACUACAUUUCAUCAAAAGGAAAAUAGAGUCCAAAACCAACUGA
Messenger RNA from Lachancea sp. 'fantastica', 3828 nucleotides. The record is from the annotation of a GenBank genome assembly. NCBI's taxonomy places the organism in Eukaryota, Fungi, Ascomycota, Saccharomycetes, Saccharomycetales, Saccharomycetaceae.